Molecule: messenger RNA, 1940 nt
Organism: Schistosoma guineensis
Lineage: Eukaryota; Metazoa; Platyhelminthes; Trematoda; Strigeidida; Schistosomatidae
Source: the annotation of a GenBank genome assembly
UAAAUGUUGUAGCUGCAUUGGUGUUGCAAAUUCCUCAAGUUAAGAUCUGCAAUUUUAAAAACGGAAAAUAGUGAAUUUUUAGUUAGGAGCUUAUAAUAUGUAGUUAAAUUAACCAAUCUACGUUGCAUUUAUCUGGCUCACUAAAAUUAACCAUUCUGAUCAAAAAUGAGAUUAGCCAAUUGUAAUGCAGUGUAGAUCAAGAAGCCUAAUGUUCUUUGUUUACCAGGUUUCUUCAACUUAGUGUCCCUUUUAGAAACGUACUUAAGACACUACAUAAAACUUGAGAAGCUCCUCUUACGUUUAUUUAUCAGGUGAUAAAUGAUAGUCAUAUUUAUAAAUUUCUUCACCUUUUUCCUGAUUGCACAUUCUGUAACACAUGGACCAUACUAAAUAGCUCCUCUGAAUCAAUUGAAUAGAAUUGAAUACAAUGGUCAACCGGUUUCUGGGUAGAUGAUCAUUACUGACUAGCAUCGUUUAUCCUCAAAGUAGUUCAACUUAGUCGGUACGUUAAGACAAUUCUGGGUAUAUCCUCUUAUGUAAAGGGCUUUUUCACUCGCAACGACUGUUCUCGAUUUAAUUUUUGGUCUGAACAUGUAGAUUACAUCGGAUCGACGAAAUACCCAUUCAAUAGUAGUCGUAACAGAUUCUUCUAUUUGAGCAAAAUUAAACCAAAAUAAAUUAAUCAGGGUUAGAACUUACAAGUCUGUAGCUAAACGUUAACUAGCUUUCGCGAACAAAUCUGUGUUUCGGUCCCCCGACGUGUGUUCACUUAUAUGGUUGAGAGGAAGCCUUUGGUGGUUGUUUAAUCAAUAUUUAAAGAGUUUGCAUUUCAGACCAACUGUAACUUGAUAAUCAUUGUGAAUCAUAAAGCACUAACCAAUGGUCAGAAACUUUGGACGGCACGGCUCAAAAUUGUUUGCAAUAGUGCAGGUGCGUUCACUCUUUGUCUUCAAUUAGAUCCUAAGUGUCUAUGAUUUCACUAACUUUUAUUUUCUCAACUUGUAUUUUCGAUGCUUAAUUUUUCUGUUUUUAUCGAUUUUGUUGCUACCUCUGGGAUUCGCCCUGACAAUUUCAUCUCGCUGUACUAGUGUGGUAUGUCAACCUAAUCUCAUGUGCUAGGAUCUACAUUGCGUUUGACUUCUAAAUAGUUCACACCUGUGACAUUAGCAGCGAUUUUCUUAUUUCCACCGCUUCAAAUGACGUGUUCGCUACUAAUUUUAAUAAACGUAUAUACUCUCUUUGUUGAUCGUUAGACGUGUUUUUUUGAUUACCUUUUGUCGAUAUAACAUAAAAGUUGUGUUGUAUACUAUUUCUGUUGCAGUAUUAUGUCUGGCAUUUCACGAGUUGGCAAACUAUUACUACCACGUACUGCUUUAUUGUUAUGUGAUAUACAGGAAAAAUUUCGUCCAACUAUUAGUCAUUUUGAUGCAAUUGUCGAAACGUCUAGUCGGAUGUUAACAGCUGCUCGAAUGCUAGGAAUGCGCAUUGUAGUCACUGAAAUGUACCCUAAAGGUUUAGGUCCUACCGUCAAAGAGUUAGGAGAUUUAAGUGGCAUUCCCAUCAUUUCAAAGAGAUCAUUUUCUAUGCUAACAGAUGAAGUAGCUAAUGUUUUGGAGCUGGGAAAACAAAUCAAUUCUGUUUUAUUAUGUGGUAUUGAGACACAUGUUUGUGUUCAGUCAACUGCAUUAGAUUUAAUUGAACGGGGAAUACAAGUUCAUUGUAUUGUAGAUGCUGUAUCUUCACGAAAUAUGGUUGACAGAAUGUUUGGAUUUCAACGAAUGAGUCAAUCAGGUGUCUAUUUGACUACAUGUGAAUCAGCUUUAUUAACUAUACUCUGUGGUUCUGAUCAUCCUCAAUUUCGUGAUGUUCAAAAGAUUAUUUUAAAGCCUAGCCCGGAUAGCGGUUUAUUAACUGGAUUCAUUACACCAAAAAUUAGCUAA